This is a messenger RNA of Anneissia japonica, 1891 nucleotides long. RefSeq names its product adhesion G protein-coupled receptor L4-like. Gene Ontology annotation, molecular function: G protein-coupled receptor activity. Gene Ontology annotation, biological process: cell surface receptor signaling pathway; adenylate cyclase-activating G protein-coupled receptor signaling pathway. Gene Ontology annotation, cellular component: membrane. NCBI's taxonomy places the organism in Eukaryota, Metazoa, Echinodermata, Crinoidea, Comatulida, Comatulidae. The record is from RefSeq and is a predicted model, not a curated record.
AGAUCUGCGGAAUUCAUGUCGUAACAAUAUUCACAAGAACCUCAUCAGCAACAUGAUACUCUUCAACAUCACCUUCAUAUUUGGAAUCGAUGCGAAAGAUAAUGUUACUAUGUGCAAGGUGGUGGCAAUUUUGUUACAUUACCUACUGCUUACUUCUUUGUUGUGGAUGAUGUCUGAGGCAGUCUACUUGUAUUACAAGGUAAUCAGGAUAUCACCUAUAAAAGGAAACACCCUUGCCACAUAUAUGGGCAUCUGCUAUUUGCUGCCAUUGGUUAUCGUUGUGCCAGUAGCCACCAUCAACUUUGAUACGAUGUACGAUAUAGACAAGAUAUGUUGGUUGUCCCAGGUAGGAAGAUGGACUGUUGUGAUCCCCUGCGCUUUAAUCGUCAUGUUUAACUUGAUAGUGCUUGUAAGGAUCUUGGUCAUUGUACGUGAGCGGGCAAGUGGGCAUAAGGUCAAGGGCAGAACGGUUAGGCAAGAGGAAAACAAACAAAUGAAGAAGACAGUGCAGGGUUGUAUAACGUUGCAACCUAUCCUUGGCCUGACGUGGAUACUCGGUCCGUUCACUUCACAUAUCGUCAUUGCUUAUGUGUUCACUAUUACCAGUGCGCUCCAAGGCUUUUUUAUAUUCAUAGUUUAUUGUGUCUAUGAUAAGGAGGUGAAAUCUGCCUGGAGAAAGUGGAAGAAAAAUCAGCCCAAAAACAAUGUGAUCCACACUUCUAGCGGUACCCUACCGGAUUUAGCAGAGCCGACUAAAGAUACAAUUGAUGUGGAUAUGAACGAACAAUACAAGGAAAAGGAAAGAUCUAAUUUGGAUAUGAAAGAACAGCCCAAGAAAAAGAAAAGAUCUAAUUUGGAUAUGAAAGAACAGCCCAAGGAAAACAAAAGAUCUAAUUUGGAUACGAGGAAGGAAAGAAAAAAUGAGUUGCUGGCUAUGGCUGGUAAACCCGCUUGGCGGUAACUGGAGAUGACCACUCAGCUAAAUGCAAAUGGUGCAGGUUGUUGAUCCGAACGAUCAUAAUAAAUAAUUGUACUGAACGUCAAGAAACAGACUGUCUCCAUGUAUUCAGAACGCAAGAGCCCUCUUACCAUUGGUUCUCACAAACUGAGCAAUGGAAGGUAUUAACGGUUGCGCAAAAGUUCUGAUCAUUUUGUCCUAAUGUGGGCCUGCGCCUACUUAAAAAUAAGAGUUGUGGUAAAAGAAAAAACAAAAACAAAAAGAAAAAAAAUACAAAAAACAGAAAAACCAUAAAUAUAGAUUAUUAGCUUAUUAAAAUUUUAUAUUAGGCCUAUCAAUUAUUUGAUAGUUUUAUAUCUCUUUAAUGUUCACAUUAUCGUUUGUUUUUUAGCACUUCCGAUAAACUGGCCUUGUUUGUUUGAAAUAUGCAUUUUUAGUUGCUUAAUUAUGUACUGAUUAAGUGCAUAAUGGCGUUGUUUGGCACAAUUGUUAUCCAUUUUGUAAAAAUCUGAUCGCACUUGUCAAUGAUUGUGUUUGUCUGUAUAAUGAUUAGCUUUAGAAUAUUAAAUCAGGUUCGUCAGUUCGGUAAAUUGACACUGCUGUAAAUAAAAUUUAUCGUGAUAUUGUGAGGCAUCAUGUUCAAUGAUAGACAAACGUUUGCAGGAACGAUUUUAACGUAUUUGUAGGCCCACAACAUAAUGUCUUUUUCAUUAAAAGAAUAAUCGUGAAGCAUAACACGUAAGGAGAACUGGUAUGCUCAGCGAUAACCAUCACUAACUUACUUCAGAGGAACAAUGGAUAAUAUGGAUGUAGGUAAAAAUGGCCCCAAUGAUAAAAUUCUGUAUCAAAACUGAUUUUUUGCUAAAUUUAUUAUUUAUUUUUGUUAAAACUGAAAUAAUUUAAGUUUUUCAAAAGAAUCUAACAUCAAAUAAA